CAGGUGAAUUUCCCCACCUUUCGGACCAGCAGAACAGUGAUGCAUCAUGGUCGGUGUAGUCCCACCCGCCUCUGAGUGAGUAAAAACUACAAGCCUGACCAUGUGACAGAGUAAACCCAGUGUGUUUUGUCUUGUGUGCGUUUGCGUCUGUCAGAAAUUAUGCGGAACUCGCAGGUCCUGUCAGCGCUGCAGCUUCCUAUUUACUGAGGUUGACAGUCAGCCUGCACAGGAUGACUCCCAACAGUCACCGGCUUUCACCAUGAAGUGGUUUUCUUUUUUUCCUUCUUUGACACCCCUAUAAAAAUCUAUUUUUGUUUUUAAAUGCUUUUUGAACACUUUCGAGCGGUUUUAAAAUGAAGUUUAACGGAUACCUGAAGCUGCGGAUCGGCGAGGCGCUGGACCUCAAACCGACCACCUUCUCAACGCGCCACACCGUCAUCUUCAACAAGGCCCCCCAGACGCUGGACCCCUACAUAGUGGUGAAGGUGGACGACUACAAGGUGGGGCAGACACACACCAAGCAGAAGACCAACAUGCCCACGUACAACGAGGAGUUCUCCCUCAACGUCAACGACGGCAAGCAGAUCGAGCUGGCGGUGUUCCACGACACCCCGCUCGGAUAUGAUGACUUUGUGGCCAACUGCACCAUCCAGUUCGAGGACAUGAUCAAAACAUCCAACACGGGAGAGACCUUCGAGGGAUGGAUGGACUUGGAGCCAGAGGGCAAGGUUUACGUCCUGAUUACGCUCACUGGAUCGUUCACCGACGAUGUCGCCGUAACGAAGGAAAACACCCACAAGCAGUUUACGAGGGAGCGGCAGGGCGCCGUGAGGCGACGGAUCCACCAGGUCAACGGGCACAAGUUCAUGUCCACUUUCCUCCGUCAGCCCACCUUCUGCUUCCACUGCAAGGAGUUCAUCUGGGGUGUGUUCGGAAAACAAGGUUACCAGUGUCAAGUGUGUACGUGUGUAGUUCAUAAGCGGUGCCACCAGCUGGUUGUCACUGUGUGUCCACGCAUGAAGAAAUCAACCAAAGAGAAGGAUGCAACUCAAGGUUUCAGCAUCAACGUCCCUCACAAGUUCAACAUUCACACCUACAAGUCUCCCACCUUCUGUGACCACUGUGGUUCCCUGCUGUGGGGAAUAGUUCGGCAGGGCCUGCACUGCAAAAUUUGUAAAAUGAAUGUUCACAUCCGCUGCAAAGGCAACGUCGCCCCAAGCUGCGGCGUCAACAGCGUGGAGCUGGCUAACAAGCUAGCAGAGAUGGGUCUGCAGGCCGGAGGACUCUCCAAGCGAAACACGAUGCAGGUUAAAGAGCCGAGGAGGCAGCCGUCCGAGAGAACGGAGAGUACGACCACAGAGGCUCAGCCGGAGACCCCGCGGCUGGGGAUCUCAGAUUUUACCUUCCUUCAGGUUCUCGGCAAAGGAAGCUUCGGCAAGGUGAUGCUGGCGAAACUAAACAGCAAAGAUCACGUCUUCGCCAUCAAGGUGCUGAAGAAGGACAUCAUCCUGCAGGACGACGAUGUGGAGUGCACCAUGACGGAGAAGCGGGUUCUGUCUCUGGCCCGCUGCCACCCGUACCUCACGCAGCUCUACUGCUGUUUCCAAACACCGGAUCGUCUUUUCUUCGUGAUGGAGUUUGUGAACGGAGGUGAUCUCAUGUUCCACAUCCAGAAGUCCAGGAAGUUUGAAGAGGGCAGAGCACGUUUCUACACGGCGGAGAUUACGUCUGCCCUGAUGUUCCUGCACAGCCAGGGCAUCGUCUACAGGGAUCUAAAACUGGACAACGUCCUGCUGGACAAAGACGGUCACUGCAAGCUGGCGGAUUUCGGCAUGUGCAAGGAGGGAAUAUUUGAGGGCGUGGCCACCGGGACGUUCUGUGGGACUCCGGAUUAUAUCGCCCCAGAGAUCCUGCAGGAGAUGAUGUACGGCCCGUCGGUGGACUGGUGGGCGCUCGGCGUGCUGCUGUACGAGAUGCUGUCAGGCCACGCCCCCUUCGAGGCUGAAAACGAAGACGACCUCUUUGAAUCCAUCCUCAACGAGGACAUCGUGUAUGCAUCCUGGCUCAGCAAAGAGGCGGUCAACAUCCUCAAAGCUUUCCUGACCAAAAACCCGGCGCGGCGUCUCGGCUGCGUCCCAUCGGAAGGAGGCGAGGACGCCGUCAUCAGCCACUCCUUCUUCACCGGCAUCGACUGGGAAAAAUUAAACCGCAAAGAAAUAGAGCCGCCAUUCAAGCCAAGGAUUAAAACGCCUGAGGAUGUGAACAACUUUGACCCGGACUUCACCCAGGAGGAGCCGACGCUGACCCCCAUCGACGACCCCGUAAUCCCUUCCAUCAACCAGGACGAGUUUAGAAACUUUUCCUUCACUUCGCCUGACCUUCUGGACAUCUGAGAGGCUCCACUCCUGGCAUUUAUCUCACAGUUUUCCUCCCAGUUUAUACUGAAACUUCUCGAACUUUGUCGCCGUCUCCCUUCUGCAGAAAUGUGAGGAAAUGUCUCAAAAAGACGUUGGACAACUCAUGGAGACACCGGACGUUAGCUGAACUCCUCUGCACUCGUUUAACCCCGGAUGUUGCAUUUUUCAUCUGAUUUUUAUUGUUAUUUUUACUGUCAGAUGGAUUCACUGGCACAUUCAACCGUUCUGUUGUAAUGGAUUUUCUUCCUAUUCCUUCAAAUGGAAAAAAUACAUUUUUUAAAAAAAGAAAAUAAUAAAAUUGUUCUGUGUUCAGAAACACA
Poecilia latipinna (sailfin molly) is the source of this 2737-nucleotide messenger RNA. It is a transcript of the gene prkcha, whose product is annotated as protein kinase C, eta, a. The coding region runs from base 354 to 2393 and encodes 679 amino acids. Gene Ontology annotation, biological process: protein phosphorylation. The record is from RefSeq and is a predicted model, not a curated record. Lineage: Eukaryota; Metazoa; Chordata; Actinopteri; Cyprinodontiformes; Poeciliidae. The transcript is spliced from 14 exons. Gene Ontology annotation, molecular function: ATP binding; diacylglycerol-dependent serine/threonine kinase activity.